Caenorhabditis remanei is the source of this 468-nucleotide messenger RNA. RefSeq lists its product as uncharacterized. Gene Ontology annotation, cellular component: ribosome. The transcript is spliced from 4 exons. Gene Ontology annotation, biological process: translation. The coding region runs from base 1 to 468 and encodes 155 amino acids. The record is from RefSeq and is a predicted model, not a curated record. Gene Ontology annotation, molecular function: rRNA binding; structural constituent of ribosome. NCBI's taxonomy places the organism in Eukaryota, Metazoa, Nematoda, Chromadorea, Rhabditida, Rhabditidae.
AUGAUCACUCGAUCUCUAUCCAAGGCCGAUCUGGUUAAAGCUCUCACUCGAGCAGGAAACACUCUUUUGGAUCACGGAGCAGUUAUUGAAAAAGUGGAAUCGCUGGGACAUCGCGAUCUACCUUAUAAACGACUGGCAAAACAAACGAACGAACCAGUUUAUGCUUCAAACUUCUUCCUCUUCAAAGCACAUAUGUCACGAGAAGCAAGACAAAAAACGAAGUCAAUUUUGACACAUGAUUUAGAUACCGUGCAAGUUGACCUAAUCCAGGUGGAUACAUUGCCGGCACUAAAAGUCGAGUGUAAUCUGGAAGAAAUCCUGAAGGCACCGGCAGAGAGACAAGCUGUCAGUGAUCUACGCGAAAACCAAAAGAUGGGACAUUUCACUCGCCAGAUGAUCUACAAGCGUACCGAAAAAGAGUGGAAAAGUAUUCCAAAGAGUUAUCCUAUCGCACCACCAAGACCAUAG